Messenger RNA from Jaculus jaculus (lesser Egyptian jerboa), 1069 nucleotides. RefSeq names its product glutathione S-transferase zeta 1 (gene Gstz1). Gene Ontology annotation, molecular function: maleylacetoacetate isomerase activity; glutathione transferase activity. The coding region runs from base 97 to 786 and encodes 229 amino acids. Gene Ontology annotation, biological process: L-phenylalanine catabolic process; glutathione metabolic process. The transcript has 9 exons. The record is from RefSeq and is a predicted model, not a curated record. Gene Ontology annotation, cellular component: cytoplasm; mitochondrion. NCBI's taxonomy places the organism in Eukaryota, Metazoa, Chordata, Mammalia, Rodentia, Dipodidae.
AGGCGCGCUGGAUUUUUGUCCACGGCCCCGCUGAGAAAUCACAGGGGGUCGGCUCGAGGUGUCCUGGGAGAUGUAGUUUCCCUCCGCUUGCCGCUUAUGGACGGGGUGGGAAACGUGGUGGCCUCCGGGGCCGCUAGGAGGCGGCCAGAGCCCAUCCUCUAUUCCUACUUCCGAAGCUCCUGCUCAUGGAGAGUUCGAAUUGCUCUGGCCUUGAAAGGCAUUGACUAUGAGACAGUACCCAUCAACCUCAUAAAGGAUGGGGGGCAACAGUUCUCUAAGGAAUUUCAGACACUGAACCCCAUGAAGCAAGUGCCAGCCCUGAGGAUUGACGGACUCAUCAUUGGCCAGUCACUGGCCAUCAUUGACUACCUGGAGGAGACUCGCCCCACUCCACCGCUCCUGCCGCAGGACCCAAAGAAGAGAGCCAGCGUGCGCGAGAUUUCUAACCUCAUCGCCAGCGGCAUCCAGCCCCUGCAGAACCUAUCUGUCCUGAAGCAGGUGGGACAGGAAAACCAGCUGACCUGGGCACAGAAGGUCAUUGCUUCUGGCUUUACUGCUCUGGAGCAGAUCCUGCAGAAAACAGCAGGGAAAUACUGUGUAGGCGAUGAGGUGUCCGUAGCGGACCUGUGCUUGGUGCCCCAGGUGGCAAAUGCUGAAAGGUUCAAAGUGGAUCUGACUCCCUACCCUACCAUCAGCCACAUCAACAAGACACUGCUGACCUUGGAAGCUUUCCAAGUGUCUCACCCCUGCCGGCAGCCAGAUACGCCACCCGAGCUAAGGGCCUAGCUCCCAAACUCUGCCCCACUGGCACAGGGCAGAGAGGAGAGACAGAGGAAGAUGUGGGGGCACGGAACAGGCCCAGAAACAAGCAAGUUGUAACUGGAAAGGCAGGAGACUUGGACUCUAACCCUCAAGCUUGAACUCUCAUUCUAAUUCUGCCUUCUCUUGAACUUCUUGCUGCCUCAAUCUUGUCAUGUGUCAAGAGUUGGGUGGGAGAAAUAUUACCUGCUAUGUAUGAUAGAGCAGUCGUGGAGAAAACAGAUUAAAAUGAUGGGCAAGUUUACUGAGA